Tribolium madens (black flour beetle) is the source of this 1937-nucleotide messenger RNA. RefSeq names its product GMP reductase 1-like. Gene Ontology annotation, cellular component: GMP reductase complex. Gene Ontology annotation, biological process: nucleotide metabolic process. Lineage: Eukaryota; Metazoa; Arthropoda; Insecta; Coleoptera; Tenebrionidae. Gene Ontology annotation, molecular function: GMP reductase activity. The transcript is spliced from 5 exons. The record is from RefSeq and is a predicted model, not a curated record. The coding region runs from base 637 to 1674 and encodes 345 amino acids.
UUGUUUGCAAAAUAAGACAAAAAUAAGCACGUUUUAGUACUACAAUCUAAGUUUUUUCGCAAGAUUUCGCUAAAACGACUGAAAAAUCAACAUAUUAAAUAGAAAAUUACAUUAAUUUUGCAAUUUUUGAGAGUUUUUCAACAUUCGGAAGGAAAUCAAGUGCCAGUGGCGGUGAAACGGGGCGAAAGAAUUAUUCCCGCGAUUUUGGUACCAAAAAACUGGCAAGGCUGUAAUAUCGAUGUGUUGAAAUAAGUUUUAAGAUGUUGUGUACAUCAACGAUCAAAUAAAUAAUUUAUUGUUCACUCAGUUUCGUAAUUUAAACAAAUUAGUGGUUGGGUUACGUCAGUCACGUGACUUCGAUAAGUACUAAUUUUACGUCCAGUCGUGUAAAUAACGCUUGUGUGACAAUUUAUUUUAGCACGUGUGCAUUUUUGCGUGCUAAUGAACCCACUUUUUGUGCUAAUUUUGCUAAUUGAAACGUAAUUGGGGUCGAGACGUUUCGUAGCGUUGGCCACUUCCAUACGGCGCUGUCAUUCAAAUCACUUGUCAAAGUGACGUAKCCAAAGUCAGCUGAAAGUUAUUUUUGUUGGAUCCUCGAGGUGGUUAAAUAGUGGUUGUCAUUGAAAUUAACAAAAAAUGCCUAAUAUAAAUUAUGAAAUCAAGUUGGAUUUCAAAGAUGUGAUGUUACGUCCGAAAAGAUCGACUUUGAAGAGUCGCAGUGAUGUCAAUUUGUUCCGAGAAAUCACGUUCAGGAAUUCGAAACAGACCUACAAUGGGGUCCCCGUCAUGGCCUCGAACAUGGACACCGUGGGGACCUUUGAKAUGGCCCAGGCCUUGUCUAAACAUGGACUUUUCACUUGCAUUCACAAGUACUACAGUGUUGAACAAUGGAAAAAAUUCGCAAAUGAAAACCCCAAAAGUCUUCCUCACGUUGCUGCAAGCUCCGGAAUGACUGACGUCGACUUUGAAAAAUUGGGCCAAAUUUUGAACUCAAUUCCAGGGAURUCUUUCAUUUGUCUAGACGUCGCCAACGGRUAUUCGCAACACUUUGUAGAGUACGUCCGGAAGGUCCGGGCGGCGUUUCCAAACCACACGAUUAUCGCUGGGAACGUCGUCACCGGCGAGAUGGUGGAGGAGCUCAUCCUCUCGGGCGCCGAUUUGAUCAAAGUGGGCAUCGGCCCGGGCUCCAUGUGCACCACCCGUCUCAAAACCGGGGUGGGUUACCCCCAACUGUCGGCGGUUUUGGAGUGCGCGGACGCCGCCCACGGCCUGGGGGGACACAUCAUUUCCGACGGGGGCUGCACGUGCGCCGGCGACGUCGCCAAGGCGUUCGGGGCUGGGGCUGACUUCGUCAUGGCCGGGGGCAUGUUCUCUGGUCACGACCAAUGCGAAGGCGAAGUCAUCGAGCGCAAUGGAAAAAAGUUCAAAUUAUUCUAUGGGAUGUCCUCGGAGACAGCGAUGCAAAAACACGCCGGGGGCGUAGCUGAGUACAGGACGUCGGAGGGGAAGACCGUCGAGGUGCCUUAUCGGGGGGACGUCGAACCGACCGUUUUGGACAUAUUAGGGGGGCUGCGAAGCGCCUGCACCUACACCGGGGCGGCCAAAUUGAAGGAGCUGCCCAAACGGGCCACGUUUAUUCGAUGCACUCAACAGCUGAACACGAUAUUUGGUUAACUGGUUUAAUUAAAUUUUAGUUAAUUAGGUUUUUAGCCAAUUGUUGACAUUUUCAACUUGUUCCAGUGAUAAGCACAAAUUUUAGGCAAAUUUAUUUAUUUUUAUUUAUAUUUUAUCAGUAGGUAAGGCUACGAUUUUUGGUGCUCAUUGUGAUACACCAAAAAGUUUUUCUCUUAUUGUGAUCUUUACAAUUUGUUUUCGUGCCUAAUUCGUGAAAACACUUGUUAAUAAAUUAUUUUUUGAAUAAAGUCGUGCUUGUUUAA